AUGUGGCCCGACAGGGGAAAGACACCGUGGAUCCAACCAUGCAUCCCCCAUGCCGUCCCAUGCUUGUCCCAUGCCUAUGCGAAUGAGUGCUGGAAGGAGGAGGCGGAGGCGGAGGCGGAGGGAGACAACAGCAGGAUGAAGGGAGCCAUGCGACGCCUUUUGUGCACCCGUGCUCGUUCUCAAUCACACUGGCACAUACAUGAUGGCCCUAUUUCCCACGGGCGUGCUGUGUGGACUGGACACGGAGCCUUGCUUUGUUUCCCACCGUUGCAACAAGGUUUGGUGGCAGGUGGAUUGAUGGGUAGCUUCUCGCACUUGUGGCGUCUGUUUUAUCUCUCUACUUCGUAUCUUGGCUCUCUCGCUCCCCCUCCACUUGAUCGCGGACCCAAUCGCGGCACGCCGGCACCGACAGCUACUCGAGCCGAGACGAUAAGAGCAUCAACAACAACACCUACUACCAGCACCACUGCUGCUGGUGCUGCUGGUGCUGCCUUUUUCCUUGCGAGCGACAAAAGCCCAUCCAUCACCGUCUUUGCCCCCCCCAACGCGACAAGAUCCUUUGGAGAACCCACCCCCGCCGCCUGGCGUUUCUGGCCACCUCCUGAACCCUGGAAAUCAGUCCUCUGUGGCUGCUCCGCCGCCCCCCAAAAAGCCGUUCUCACCUCUGCCUCCUUUACUGUUGUGGCUGUUGGUUGUCGUUUCAAUGCAGAGACGUCCAAGCUGCAACCGGCCGACCCUCCGCAGCGCCGGCCUGCACCCCGAACCAACUCGGCCUCCGCAACACCGACUCUUUCGAGCUUCCCUCGAGUGACGGCCGCCGGUCGCUCUCACUCACCACAGCAGCCCCAGUCCCAGUAUCAGAACCAGCAUCAGCAACCCCGCCAGCUGCAACUGCAACAACAGCACUCCUACUCGCACCCGUCUCCGACCCAACCCUCCUCCGCCUCCUCCGAGGGCACCUUUCUCCUCCCCGACGACCCUCCAGUCCGCAAUGUACGAGAUUCUUUCGCUUCUAUCGUAGACGACCCGUUCUUCCAACGCUUUCACGAGGACGGCACUGUGGAUGCUGUCGCACACGGAGCUCCCUCAGAUCACGACGAGUCCAGCGAUGAGCCUUCGUCCAGUGGUGCUGAAGCUUGGCCGCCGCCCAGGAGAGAAUCACUAAUCAUAUCGCCUACAUCUAGUGUGUCAAGCGCGGUACCUAAGAUGGACACCAUCAACAUCGCCGUCAUAGGCGCCGACGGUGUUGGCAAGUCUGCUUUCAUUCAGCGAGCUCUGCGGCUGCCCCGACCUCCGACGACAAAUGUGACUGGUAUGCGUAUCGAAGUGGAGGGUGCGCCGUGCAUUGUCAGUCUCAUCGAGCUGGAUCUCGAGCAUUUUGACUUUGACCCCACGCAGAAAGUGAGGUGGCCGAAGCAGAUCAAUGGCCAUAUGGUACCCGUUAUGGACGGCGCGUUGAUAUUAUACGAUGUAAUGAACAGAGAGAGCAUCAAAGAGUUGCCGGCAACCUUGUCUGCUCUUGGAAACUCGGGCUUGCCCACCAUCCUCGUGGCUACCAAAUGUGAUAACCCAGAAAACUCGCGGCAACUCAGCACUGAGGGCAUUGCCACGGCAUUUCCAUCCGUCAUCAGCGACUUCAAGACGUCGUCAAAUGUGCCUGGGAGCAACCGCGAUUGUCUGCAGGCCAUCAUUCGAGCUGCCGUGUCCAACAGACGAGGGGCAGACAGAGCUCAGGCGGGUGCAACUUCUAGAAGACGUGCCGCGUCGUCGGCAGCUCACCUCGACACCCCUCAGGACACCGCCAAUGGCCGUGCGAUCACGGAUAAUACUAAACACAGCAGGGCGAGCUCUGACCUCUCACUCCUGCGAGGGUUUCCAUCUGUACCAAGUGACCGAGAGUCGUACUAUCGCUCACAGAACUCUCGGUCGCCGCGGCCCGAAAUGCCCAACGCCCCCCAGCUCACAAUGUCGAGCUUUGGGACAGAGAUGACGGAUGAGAACACAACCCACUCUGUCUCGGGAAUGCUGCGGACCCCCGGCGUGCGGCUUGACUCUGGCUCUGGCCAGGACGCAUCCUUCUUGGACGUCGAGGAAUCCGAUGCCGAAUCAUAUCGGUAUUCUGACGACAUCCCAAUCCUCCAGAGGAAUGACGAGGUUUAUGAUAAGCCGGCCAAGAUGACUGGCGUCACUUUCGAUGAACUAGUUGAUCGUUUGCUCGCCCCGCGGAUGACGAAAGCAGAUGCCAAUUUCGCGGAAGUAUUCCUCUGCCUGUAUCGCAAGUUCGCUGCUCCAAGUCAACUCUUCUCAGCAAUCCUAUCGCGGCUUGACGCUGCGAAGAAUGAGACGGGCACGCCUUACUUGCUUAAAACAACGACGCAACUUCGCAUCAUCGAGGCGGUAGCAAGAUGGGUCUCUGCAUAUCCGGGCGACUUUGCUCGCCCUGCCACACGGCGCAGGCUCGAGGAAUUGAUCCAGAAUCUCUCUACGGAUCCUGUUUUCGCACUAGCCGCGGCAGAGAUGCACAUGCAGGUCGAUCAAAACGUUGUCGAGGACGAUGACACGGGCUGGGCAAACUCGGACGAGACCAAGCAUGACUCUGGACAUUUCACUGACAUAUUGGACGACGCACGACGUGGCUCCGAGAUCAGCGAGAGCUUGAAAUCUCUGCACGGGCAGGAGACCAGGUCGUCAGACUUUCGCCCUUCCCUCGCCUCGGAUCUGGCAACCAUGGAACUUGAAAGCGGCGGCCACGUCGCUCGGUUUGAAUACCACACUUUGGAGGACUAUGAGAGAGAGGCGGCAACAAUGGUACCAACCGCGACUCUGCCGCUCAAUAAGAUUCGUUACCACAUCUUCAUGGAUCUCGAUGCCGAUGAUGUCGCAGACGAGAUCACCCGCAUCGACUGGGUCAUGUUCUCCUCGAUUCGCAUCCGGGAUUUUGUCCGUCACGUCAGCCUCUCGCUCGAGGAAAAGGAGAGGUGCAAGUCGCUCAAGAAUGUGAACCGCAUGAUAUCUCAUUUCAAUCAUGUGGCGAAGUGGGUGUCCAAUAUGAUUCUGAUCCGUGACAAGGCGAAGCACCGGGCGCCUUGCCUUCAGAAGUUCAUGUUGAUCGCGCUCAAGCUGCGUCAGCUCAAUAACUACAAUGGCCUUGCCGCUGUGCUUGCUGGCAUCAACGGAACCGCGGUUCACCGGCUUGCCCAGACUCGCGCCCUCGUGGACCAGGACGUACAGAAACGCUUUGCCCGGCUGGGGCUGCUCAUGGGCACCCAAAAGUCUCACUUUGCGUAUCGGCUGGCUUGGGAGAAUUCGCCCCUACCACGCAUUCCCUUCAUCCCGUUGCACCGCCGUGACCUCGUGUCAGCCGAAGAGGGCAGCCGCACGUUUGUGGGACCGCAAGGCGACCGCAUUAAUUGGAAGAAGUUUGAGGUCCUGGGCGAGGUCAUCCUGCCGAUCAUGAAGAGCCAAGGCACCGCCUAUCCGAACCUCAAGAGGCACAACCUAUCCCGUGAGCUCAUCCUCGACUGCCGGAUGCCCACGGAUGAAGAGGAAAUAUAUCAGAGAAGUCUUCAGGUCGAGCCUACAGGUGCUCCGGCCGAGUCAAGCAGGAAGAAAUUCCCCUGGUUGCCCAAGUAA
Messenger RNA from Thyridium curvatum, 3633 nucleotides. RefSeq lists its product as uncharacterized. The transcript is spliced from 8 exons. NCBI's taxonomy places the organism in Eukaryota, Fungi, Ascomycota, Sordariomycetes, Thyridiales, Thyridiaceae. The record is from RefSeq and is a predicted model, not a curated record. Gene Ontology annotation, cellular component: plasma membrane. Gene Ontology annotation, biological process: positive regulation of GTPase activity; Ras protein signal transduction. The coding region runs from base 1 to 3633 and encodes 1210 amino acids. Gene Ontology annotation, molecular function: guanyl-nucleotide exchange factor activity.